Molecule: messenger RNA, 1800 nt
Organism: Miscanthus lutarioriparius
Lineage: Eukaryota; Viridiplantae; Streptophyta; Magnoliopsida; Poales; Poaceae
Source: the annotation of a GenBank genome assembly
AUGGACGCUGGGGACGCCAUGGAGAGGGGCGACCGCGCGCCGCCGCCGCCGCUGCCAGAGAGCCACGGCCCAAAGAUUCCUCAGGACGACAGCCUGCAAGUGCCACUGUUGAAGGAUAAAAAACGUGCCGGCAGCAAGGCACCGGCUGUUGUUCUUUGCUUCGAGUGUCUGGAGAGCACAGCGUUCACUGGCAUCUCGACGAACCUGGUGGUGUACCUGGAGACCGUCCUCCAUGGCAGCAACCUGGCCAGCGCAUCCGACGUCACGACGUGGUUCGGCACCAGCUUCCUGACACCCGUCUUCGGCGCCAUCGUCGCAGACACCUUCUUGGGCAACUACAACACCAUCAUCGUCUCUCUCGUCGUCUACCUCCUUGUACGUAUACGGCAGGAUGCUAACAGAUUCUAUGACGCAGAGACACGGCAGGAUGCUAACGUACAGAUUCUGUGCAUGUCUGCCGCGUGCCAUCUGCAGGGGAUGAUGUUUGUCACCUUCUCGGCGUUCGUGCCCACGGCUGCGGUGCUCGGCGGCACGUCGGUGUUCGGCGCCAAGACCAUCGCGUUCUUCGGGCUGUACCUCGUGGCGAUUGGACGCGGCGGGGUGCAGUCGUCGCUGGCGCCGUUCGGCGUGGAGCAGUUCGACGACGACAACCCGGCGGACCGGGAGAGGAAGGCGUCGUUCUUCAGCUGGUUCUACCUCUGCGUCGACUUCGGCAUGAUCGUCUCUGCCCUCAUCAUCGUGUGGAUCCAGGACAACGUCAGCUGGGGCCUCGGCUUCGGCAUCUCCACCGCCUGCCUCGCGCUCGCCUUCGGCGCCUUCGUGCUCGCCACACCCAUGUACAAGCGCCGCAUGCCCAAGAGCCUCAGCCAGGUCGUCGCCGCCGCCUGCAGGAAGAUCACUCUGAAGGUGCCUUCCGACGCUGGCAUGCUCUACGAGGUCAGAGACAAGGUGGACACCCAGCCCAAGAUCGUGCAUACCGAUGAGUUCUCGUUUCUUGACAAGGCAGCUAUCAUCUCCGAGUCGGACAUGGAGGAGAUGUCGGAGGAGGCCGGAUCGUCAUGGAGGUUCUGCACCGUGACCCAGGUGGAGGAGCUCAAGAUCUUGAUGCGGCUGCUGCCCAUAUGGGUGACCAGCGUCAUCGUGUCCUCGGCGUACGCGCAGAUGACCACCACCUUCAUCCAGCAGGGCAGCGCCAUGAACAUGUCCAUCCUGUCCGUGCCGGUGGCGGCGGCGUCGAUGGGCUCGUUCGAGGUGGUCUUCCUCCUCACAUGGGUGCUGCUCUACGGCAAGGUGAUCGUGCCGGUGCUGAGGGGCUUCUCCUCCGGCGGCGACAGCGAGCCGUCGCAGCUGCAGCGAAUGGGCGCCGGGCGGCUACUCAUGGCGCUCUCGAUGGCGGUCUCGGCGCUCGUCGAGAUGAAGCGCCUCGACAGCGCGGCACGUGGCGACGAGAUCACCAUCGCGUGGCAGCUGCCGCAGUACUUCUUCAUGGCCGGCGCCGAGGUGUUCUGCUACAUCGCGCAGCUGGAGUUCUUCUACGCUGAGGCGCCGGCCACCAUGAAGAGCACGUGCACGUCGCUCUCGCUGCUCACCAUCGCGCUGGGAAGCUACAUGAGCUCGUUCAUCUACGCCAUCGUGGCGGCGUUCACGGCGACGGCCGACAGCCCCGGGUGGAUCUCCGACAACCUCAACCAGGGGCACCUCAAUUAUUUCUUCUGGACCAUGGCUGCCAUGUGCACGCUCAACUUCGUCGUGUACAGCGCGUUCGCCAAGAACUACAAGCUCAAGACGGUGCUCUCAUGA